Molecule: messenger RNA, 2480 nt
Organism: Onychostoma macrolepis
Lineage: Eukaryota; Metazoa; Chordata; Actinopteri; Cypriniformes; Cyprinidae
Gene: grb2b
Product: growth factor receptor-bound protein 2b
Exons: 7
Coding region: 319-972 (217 amino acids)
Molecular function (GO): protein binding
Source: RefSeq, a predicted model, not a curated record
GGAAACGGAAAUAAACAGAAAAAUACAGCAAUUUUUCACCAUUUCAAGUCGGGCGAGGUAGAAGAGCUCAACCUCAUCAACGAUUAAACAGAAUUAGAGUGGACUCUAGGGUCUUUAAAACGAGAGAGCGAGUGUUGGCCCUCACAGUUGUUUUCAAGAGUUUCUCGCCGUGAUCUUUAUGUGAGGAUCGCGACGGGAGGAGAGACGCGGGGCUGACAGACAGAGACAGAGAGAGAGAGAGGCAGGGAUAUAAACUGCAUCAGGAGGCAUCAUCCACUGCUUUGAACCUUACCACAUAGGUGUCCGUCAGGCUGUAUCAUGGAGGCCAUCGCCAAGUAUGAUUUCAAAGCAACUGCAGAUGAUGAGCUGAGUUUUAAACGUGGGGAAAUAUUGAAGGUAUUAAAUGAAGAGUGCGAUCAGAACUGGUAUAAGGCAGAAUUAAACGGCAAAGAUGGUUUCAUUCCUAAAAACUACAUCGAGAUGAAGGCACAUGCGUGGUUCUUCGGGAGAAUCCCCAGGGCCAGAGCGGAGGAGAUCCUAAACAAACAGAGGCACGACGGAGCCUUCCUCAUUAGAGAGAGCGAGAGCGCGCCUGGAGACUUCUCCCUGUCCGUCAAGUUUGGCAAUGAUGUACAGCACUUCAAAGUGUUGCGUGACGGGGCUGGAAAGUACUUCCUGUGGGUCGUGAAGUUUAACUCUCUCAACGAGCUAGUGGACUAUCACCGCACCACUUCCGUUUCUCGAAACCAACAGAUCUUUCUACGAGACAUCGAGCAGGUGCCUCAGCAUCCAACAUACGUGCAGGCCCUGUUUGACUUCGACCCUCAAGAGGACGGCGAGCUUGGCUUCAGACGCGGAGACUUCAUUCAGGUCCUGGACAACUCUGACCCCAACUGGUGGAAGGGCGCCUGUCACGGCCAGACGGGCAUGUUUCCACGCAACUAUGUCACGCCUGUCAAUCGGAACAUGUAAAGGAAAAAACCAAGCGAUUAGUGAAUAAAUUGUAAUUAACGGCCCCUCACAUUCACAUACAAUCAGACUACCCUACAUCUCCCCGUCAACACCCGUAAGUCCUGUGAAAUUUAAAGCGGCAAAGAGGAAUGGAAAUCGUGACUGAAAACAAGGAGAGGAAAAAAAAAAAAAAAACGAACGUAGCGGAGAGGCUGGACGUUUCCACCUCUGCCGUGGUGCCCGGGCAAAACUAUUAUUCCUGAGAAUCGUGAUGUCUUCAUGAACGUUUGCAGUCCAGACUGAGCUGUUAGGGCGAAGGAAAGGCUGAAUCCUAGCAUAGUAAAACACACAUAAAUUAAAACAACAAUGAUUCUGUCUGUAGAUUCAUCCUGCUGCUUCUGGCUUCUUUUCUAGUCUGCGAAUAGAAUGUUUUUUUUUUUGGUUAAUGUUUUUUGUUUUUGUUUUGGCUGCAUGUUUAAAUCUCUUUAUAAUAGUAAAUCCUGAAGCUGUUUUUAAAAAGGAAAAAAAAAACAUUCUAAAAAUAUAUAAAAAUGUAAGCGUAAAAACUUGCAAACGCAUUGUACAUCUGGGCUGUGGAAGAAAAAAAAAUCACCUAUAGAGAGAAUCCAUUUUUUUAAGAAUAUAUAUAUUAUAUAUUUGUAUGUGUCUGUCUGUUUUACCUUUUCAACACUUUUUUUUUUUUUUUUUUUUCCAAUUGUAAAUUAUGUUAAUUUUUUUGUGGGAGGGCAGGUGAAACUAAGUGGCUCUGAGACAUGCUAAUUUUAUGAGCAUCUCGGAUGUAACACCGUAUUAUUUAACACAUCAUGUAUUCCAUUUGACAUCAUUCUUACUUGUUUUAGAACCAAUAGUGGAGCGUAUCCUUGGCGACAGCGAUUCAUCGCCGAGGAGCUUCCGAUCGUGCAGGAGUUGAUCUAAUGUGAAAAACCUGACGGCUAGCCACCAUUUUAAGCCAAUGUAUUUAUUGCAGCCACUUUUUAUUUGUCUUGGGAUGUGAAUGUAGCCGACAUCACUCUCCUCACGAGGAACGUCAGAUUGGAGAGCUGAACCACAGUUGCAUGAUUUCAGUUCACAGUGUCCAUGUCGAAAAGCUGUUCACGUAACUAAACAAUUUAAAAUCAUGAGAUUUGGUGUGGAAAAGCUGGCAGACGCCAGUUAAGCCAGUAAGAAGUAAGAAACCAGAGAGUUUUGUUAUAUUCGAGUUGUCACAUCUACUAAUGUGGUGCGUUCUGUUUGUUUUCUUUUGUCUUUUCAGUGUUGUAUGUUUUAGCUCUUAUGUAUUUUUGACCCCCUCCUCCUCCUCUUUGUUUAAUUUUUUUUCUGUGACGUUUUUUGUUCUCUCUGGAUUAGUGCCUUUUUCUCUGGUGUGUGACAGUGUCUCCGGCUUGCUGCUUUAGCCUGAGCAUUGGGCUUCGUCAGAUCCGCAGUGAGAAAUCAUGUCCUCCUCUUCCUCCUGAACACAUCUGCACACAGUCGCUCCUAUUUAAAUGUCUCGCCUUUUUCUUAACUUC